This is a messenger RNA of Vigna umbellata (rice bean), 4345 nucleotides long. RefSeq names its product RAF-like serine/threonine-protein kinase 20. The record is from RefSeq and is a predicted model, not a curated record. Gene Ontology annotation, molecular function: protein binding; protein kinase activity; ATP binding. Gene Ontology annotation, biological process: protein phosphorylation; signal transduction. Gene Ontology annotation, cellular component: cytoplasm. NCBI's taxonomy places the organism in Eukaryota, Viridiplantae, Streptophyta, Magnoliopsida, Fabales, Fabaceae.
AAACGGAAAGGACGGUGGGUGCAACUGGUAGAGAGAGAAAAGAAGUCUUUUUCUGCAUAAAGGAGUUCAACAACUUGAAGUACAAGUUGGUUCACGCUCUGGUGUGAAACCAACGUUACUGCUGUGACAUUCAGAGGAGAAAAAUACAAGUGGUUUCAUCUCAUUUUGCUCUCAAACCUCUGUUUUCGAAUGCAAAUUUUGGUGUUUACUGUGAUCCCUUCUUGGCCCGUAGCUGCAUCUUUUGAGCUGAGAGCAAUGGGGAGUUUGCUUUAUAUUUAAUUUGCGAUUUGGGAGAAAAAGUACAACAGUUCUUGACAGUUUUCAAGAUUGCAGAUGCUUCAAAUAUUUAUACGGUGUUUAAAACAGCCCAGUUACUAAAAUUGUAGUGCCUCAAUUUUCAACAAUUUUGUAAUGCAUUUUUCUAGUAUAAAGAGGAAAAAAAUGGCGUGACUGAACAAUUAAGAUUUGAUAAUACGUACAGUAACAUGGAAUCUAGAGUUGAUGAAUGGCACCAGUCUCGAUCACAGCCAGUGGUGCAGGACCAUUUGGAUGGCACACAUACCCAUAGAAGACUAGUUGACUUUAAUACAUCAGAAGUUAAACCUGUACUUAAUUACUCUAUACAGACAGGUGAAGAAUUUGCUCUUGAGUUUAUGAGAGAUAAGGUGAAUAUGAGUAAGCCUGUAUUAUCAAAUGUUAGUGAUUCGAAUUAUACCCCAGGUUAUAUGGAACUAAAAGGCAUUUUAGGUAUCAAACAUGCAGGAUCUGAAAGUGGAUCUGAUAUCUCUAUGUUCUCAAUGGCUGAGAAAUAUCCAAAAGAAUUUGAUACAACGAGUACAUCUUUACCUGGAGACAGAAUCAACUAUGGGUCUAUUCAAUCAAUGCCAAGAACUUCAUUGAAUCAGGAUAAUAGACAAUUUGUGCCUGGGUAUGGCUCUUUUGGAGCUUAUGAUAGAUCAAUGAUCAUUAAGUUUCUUUGCAGCUUUGGCGGUAAAAUAUUGCCACGACCAUGCGAUGGAAAUCUAAGGUAUGUUGGAGGCCAAACACGUAUUCUUCGACUAAGAAAGGACAUAUCUUGGCUGGAGCUCAUGCAGACAGCAUUUCAAAUCUAUAGUCAGGUUUAUGCAAUCAAGUAUCAGCUUCCUGGGGAAGAUCUUGAUGCUUUGGUAUCUGUGUCAUCUGAUGAGGAUUUGCAGAAUAUGAUGGAGGAAUGUAAUCAUCUACAAGAUAGGGAAGGAUCACAAAAACCUAGGAUGUUUUUGUUCUCAAUGAGUGAUUUGGAGGAUGCUCAAUUUGGUCUCAGCAGUAUGGGUGAUGAUUCUGAGAUUCAGUAUGUUGUUGCCGUUAAUGGCAUGGACUUAGGAUCAAGAAAAAACACUACAAUGAUUGGUGUCAGCGUUUCUGCAAAUGACAUAAAUGAAUUGAACAGGCAAAGUAUUGACAGGGAGACUAAUAAUAGAGUUGGUAUAGAAUGUAUUGUACAAGGAAAUCCUCCCCCAACUAACAAUUUUGACUCAUCAUUGGCUUCUCAAUUUUCACCAUCAGUGCUACCAACUUCCUCAAAUUCAUAUGAAAAGUAUCCACUGUUUUAUAGUGAUCAAAUGAUGUGCCAUGGCAAACUUAGUGAUCAAUACUUUAUUAAUGAAGGCCUUGAUCUUUGUCAUAAACCUGUUAUUGGAGAGACCCCGAUGAUUAUGCCUCCCCAUAUGCUUGUCAAUCAACAAGGGAUUUUAAAUGAAGGCCUUCCUCCUCGAGGAAUACAAGUACAAAAUUCAGAAAUACCAACAACAUUGGCAAACAAGAUGGUUACUAGUUCAAUUCCACAAGUAAGUGACCCUGGGAAAGUUUUGGCAUCAGAAUUACCAUCACCCGCUCCUGCUCAACUGCUUAAUGGUUACAUGAAAAAUAAUUUUCCUGAAGCAUCUGUUGUAGUUACUGUGUCAGAGGGGUUUCCAUUGCAUCCACCAAGCGUGAACAAGGGCCAAGAUUAUGAAGAAACUUCUUCUACAAGCAGUGCAUUUGGUCCUACUUAUGUUGAUUCCCACUCCAAUGCUUCUGACUUGAGUUCCCUUCAUCCUCCUCCUCUUCCUAAGAGAGUUUACUAUUCAGAGAGAAUUCCACGCGAACAAGUAGAGUUGCUGAACCGGUCCUCAAAAUCUGAUGAUACACACAGCUCUCAGUUUCAUGUUCCAGAUUUACUCUCUGAUAUCAACCCACCACAUUCAGUUACAGAAUCUGUUGACAAGUUGCAUGAUGGAAAUCUGUCUGAUCUAAAUGAGGAAUUAAGCAUCAUAGGAAAUCCGUUGCAUGCAAAUGUAUUUGCAGUUGAAAAUGGGAUUGUCAAUAAUCAAAUCUACAAACAGCCGCCUGAUGCAAACACUCAGAUAAAAUCAAAGCUAACUGAGCAUGUGAAUCCUGAGCUGAGGCAGGUAUUAUUGGACAAUGAAGGACACACAGAUGUGUUAAAUAAAGAUAAUGUUGUUGGGUUGGAAAUGAAAAUUAAUGGUAACAAUAGCUAUAACAAACCCCUGAUUGAUGAGACAAAAGCCAGUAAACCUGACUUGCAGAAUUUGCACCAGGUUUCUUCUGGUAAGAUUCUUAAUGAUCCUGCAUCCACUCUUCCAGAGGUUGACUGGGGUGAUACCUCUGUGAAAGAGUCUAAUGACAAUGUUAAUGUGCAAGCCUUACCUGUAUCUCUAAAUGGGAAUAUUGAUGAUGAUUCUGAAGAAUUUCCUUCUGAUGUCAUUAUGAACCAAGCACAUGGUGACAUCCUUAUUGAUAUUAAUGAUCGGUUUCCCCGUGAAUUUUUCACUGAUAUAUUCUCUAAAGCAGUACUUGAAGAAGACCCCUCUAGUUUCCAUCAAUUAACUUCAAAUGGAGUGGGCUUAAGCGUAAACAUGGAAAAUUGUGAUCCUAAACGAUGGUCGUAUUUUCAAAAAUUGGCUCAAGCAGGCACUGAUAAUGUGUCUCUUAUUGACCAAGAUCAUCUUGGGUUUGCACCUGCAAUAGGAAAAGUGGUUGGAGAUGAUAGAGCUCAACAUGUUACACCUUUAACAACUGAUGAAGUUUCUCUGAACCAUGCAGAGUCCCACCUUGAUUUUGUUGAAGAAAAUUUGCUUGGAAGAACUGGAGGAGAAAGAAAGUCUAACUAUGAUCAUUCCCAAGUGAAUGACAUUGAAAGCAUGCAAUUUGAUGCCAUGAUGGAAAACAUAAGAGCUCAAGAGUCAGAAUGCGAGGUUGGGAUGUUUGAAAAAAGGAAUAACAAUCUACAUCCUCCUGAUCCUUCUUUGGAAGAGAUUGAUACGAGUUCUUUGCAGGUCAUAAUGAAUGAUGAUCUUGAAGAGCUGAAGGAACUGGGUUCAGGUACCUUUGGCACCGUGUAUCAUGGAAAAUGGCGAGGAACAGAUGUUGCCAUCAAAAGAAUAAAAAAAAUCUGCUUCACUGGUCGAUCAUCUGAGCAAGAGAGACUGACUGUAGAAUUCUGGCGGGAAGCUGAUAUUCUUUCCAAGCUUCAUCAUCCAAAUGUGGUGGCAUUUUAUGGUGUAGUGGAGGAUGGACCCGGAGGAACAAUGGCUACUGUUACAGAGUACAUGGUGGAUGGUUCUCUUAGGCAUGUGUUACUUCGCAAGGAUAGGUAUCUUGAUUUUCGUAAGAGACUGAUAAUUGCGAUGGACGCAGCUUUUGGAAUGGAAUAUUUACACUCAAAAAAUAUUGUACACUUUGACCUAAAAUGUGACAAUUUGCUGGUGAACUUGAAAGAUCCUAUGCGGCCUAUUUGCAAGGUUGGGGAUUUUGGAUUAUCAAAAAUUAAAAGAAAUACCUUGGUUUCUGGUGGUGUGAGGGGGACUCUUCCUUGGAUGGCGCCAGAGCUUCUGAAUGGUAGCAGCAACAAGGUCUCAGAAAAGGUUGAUGUUUUCUCCUUUGGCAUAGUAUUAUGGGAGAUUCUAACCGGUGAGGAGCCAUAUGCCAAUAUGCACUAUGGUGCAAUCAUAGGUGGGAUUGUGAAUAACACAUUAAGACCAACAAUACCAAAUCAUUGUGAUUCUGAAUGGAGAACACUGAUGGAGCAGUGUUGGGCACCCAAUCCUGCGGCUAGGCCCUCCUUCACAGAAAUAGCUCGUCGAUUGCGCAUAAUGUCUGCAGCUGCUAAAUCAUCGGGCCAAAAAGCAUCUAGAUGAUGCUCAUGCUGAUACCAAUGUUGUCAUUGAUGAUUUUUCUUGGAUACUGCUGAAUUUAUUCAUUGAAUGGUACUCCAAAGUUGUAUUUCAUUACCAGGGGAAAUGCUAUCUGGUAUACUAAUAUUUUUUCGAUGAUUCAAUGGUUGUCUGAUUAAAUUUUUGUUGUA